Messenger RNA from Papaver somniferum (opium poppy), 1919 nucleotides. RefSeq lists its product as uncharacterized. The record is from RefSeq and is a predicted model, not a curated record. Gene Ontology annotation, molecular function: glycerophosphodiester phosphodiesterase activity. NCBI's taxonomy places the organism in Eukaryota, Viridiplantae, Streptophyta, Magnoliopsida, Ranunculales, Papaveraceae. The transcript has 4 exons. Bases 724 to 1236 code for a protein of 170 amino acids.
AUUGCCAAUAACCUCCCCCCAGGCAUUGCUUGUUCGGAUUAAGCUGUCUUUCACAUUGCAACAGCCAUUUUCAAACAGAAGCUUUCAAGGUAGCUGGGGUUAUUUGUACUCUGAGAGCAGACCCCAAAUCGCAGAUAAGCUGUUUGAUUAGUGUGGCCUUAGAUUAUAUGUUUUUGAAAUUCGUUAAAGCGUUGUUAUAAGCCGUUUCAGAUUGAGUUUGCGGGUUCUCUCUUAAUUACAUAUGCAUUUCAAGAAUUUAAUCCUCAUUAACAGAAACAUGUUUUCGCUUCAUUUUCUCCCUCGAACCCCUGUUCCUGAAGUUCCAAGUACGUCCUAUCCUUUCCUCCCUGUCUUCUAGAUGUGUUUUGUAUGAUUAAAUUUCAGUUUCAAUUCCAUUAUUCCGUUCUCUUUGUGUAAUGUAGAGAAAUGUUAAUUUGACUUGAUCUGAUCUGAUCUGUUCUUGUUGUAGGCUUAGAACACAAUCGUGGUCCAGUUCUUGGCUAUCUUUUUCUUGCUGCUGCAGUCCAUUGUGUUCGCCUAAAAAACACUCCCACAUGCUAUUCCAGCACAAAUAUGGCUGUCAUUAUCUGAUAAAUAGUGGCUUACAGUUCAUGGCUCACAUUAUAGGAAUCUUUACUCGAAUAGAUUUGUUCGAGAACUCGUUGCCGCUUGAGCUUGUUGAUGACGUAUCAAGAACCAAACCACCCUGUAGACUUCGGUUGAAUGUCCAGUAUAUAUGUAAUGUUUUACAAGCAGCGUAACAUAAACGUCAAAUCAUUCAUUCAAAAUACAUUGAAAGCGGGUGGUCAUUUAAGCUACAUCUCUCCCGAAAUAGGUUUCUUGAAAAGCCUCAGUGGAGUACUAACCAAAGCCACGGAAGUCAUCUUUCUCUUUCUUGCUGAAGAUGCAAUGGAACCCACUACCAAGCAAACAUACAAAUCUAUCCUGGCAGAAAUAGCCUCAAUUAAGACUGUAGAGGUAGCUAAGACGAUGGCUGUUUCUGGAGUAUUGAUCAGCAUUAAGUUUGCAGAUGCUGUUGUUGUCGGUAGGCCUUCAGCUGUUGUUGUAACAACAGAAAGCGGCUUCUCCAGAGAAUUCACUAACAUAGUGAUGGAAUUCCGAGCUGUCAAUCUAACUGUAUGCAUAGCAACACUGGCGAACGAAUUUACAUCAAACCCCAAGGACUUGUUUUCUGAUCCUCAGAAUCUCUACUUGUGCCUCAGAGUUUGUGGUUGAUGGACUCGUAACAGACUAUCCAGCUACAGCCAAUGCCCAUCUGAGUAAGUUUGUCACGCAUAUCAAGACAUUCAGGGGCUAAGUUUUUUUUAGAACUGUUUAGUCUUAGUUUGUGAGGAUGAAUCUCCAUGGUCUUACCACCAUUUUACUGCUCCAGCGAGGGGCUAUUCUUAGUAUAUUUGCGGUAGAGGCACAACCACUGGGUCAAGCUCCAGCUCCAACUCCUGAACCAUCUGAUGAGGUAGAUCCACUUUUGCCACCAGUGUCGCACAUUGAGACAACAAUUCUUAGUGCUGCUGGACCUGCAAUUAGUAAAAAUGGCCAGUCCGCAAGUAUUGCAAACUUUUUUGACUUUGCCUACUGUCCCUUAUCUAGCUAGAUACCUAGCUUUAGAAAUCUCUUCUUCUAGCAGGGGUAGGGGUUGAUUGUCGGAUCUUAAAAAUGACCCUUUUACAGUUUUAGAUACAAUUGUAACGUUUUUAUCAAUAUCCAUUUUUGGUUAGACAGAAAUAAGAAAAAUCAUGAAGAACGUAGAUCCUUGCAAGAAAAAUCAAGAAAAGGGCAUGUCACAAAAAAAUAAUAAAAAACGGCAGUCAACCCUUAACCUGAGCACAGAUCACUAAAACGGGCUAUCAUCCAAUCUAUCUGUCCACCACAGAUAAAUAUGGGUGAUAGAUUUUGGU